This is a messenger RNA of Saxophila tyrrhenica, 519 nucleotides long. It is a transcript of the gene PSF3, whose product is annotated as DNA replication protein. NCBI's taxonomy places the organism in Eukaryota, Fungi, Ascomycota, Dothideomycetes, Mycosphaerellales, Extremaceae. Gene Ontology annotation, cellular component: GINS complex. The transcript has 3 exons. Bases 1 to 519 code for a protein of 172 amino acids. Gene Ontology annotation, biological process: mitotic DNA replication initiation. The record is from RefSeq and is a predicted model, not a curated record.
AUGUCCUCGUACUACACCCCCUCCUCAAUCCUAACCGACGCCCAAAAAACCCCCCUAACCUUCGACCUCCUCCUCCCCCACCUCUCCCCCCUCAACAACUCCACCCCCAUCACCCCCGGCACCCGUCUCGACCUGCCCCUCUGGCUAGCUGAAAUGCUCGCCGUCUCCAAACCCGCAGGUCCAGGGUCCGCUUCCCUCGCUACCUUAGAUAUGCCUGCCGCGUUGGGGGGGAAGGUGAUGAAUGCGUUGCGCGCGGAUCCGAAGAGUGUGGAUGUAAGGGCGCAGGCGCAGUGGUUUUAUGGGUUGGGGGAGAGGAUGUUGGAGUUGUUUGAGGAGGAGGAGGUUGUGGAGGUGUUGACUGAGACUUUCAAGGCGCGAGCUUUAGAGAUCGCAGACAAAGCGCAGAACACAAGGACAGUGCAGCAAGGAGAUGGGAGUAGUGACUUCAUGAACACGCUGGAUGAGGAUGAGCGGCAACGUAAGUAUUCCGAGCAGCCCACGAUGGCAGCAAUUCCGUAA